Molecule: messenger RNA, 762 nt
Organism: Limanda limanda (common dab)
Lineage: Eukaryota; Metazoa; Chordata; Actinopteri; Pleuronectiformes; Pleuronectidae
Gene: rgs7bpa
Product: regulator of G protein signaling 7 binding protein a
Exons: 7
Coding region: 1-762 (253 amino acids)
Biological process (GO): G protein-coupled receptor signaling pathway
Cellular component (GO): neuron projection; nucleus; postsynapse
Source: RefSeq, a predicted model, not a curated record
AUGAGUUCUGCAUCGAAUGGGCGCAAAAACCGCCCCAGAUCCGCCGGGAACAUCUUCCAGAUCGGCAAGCCUCCGCAGCGGGAGCCGGAGAGGAGGGAGAGCACGGAGAGCUCCCGCAGAGCCCAGCGAGCCGUGGCCGACUGCAGGAUGAUCGUCCAGGAGUUCAAUACACUUGUGGCUCUGUACCGUGAACUGGUCAUCUCCAUCGGCGAGAUCACUGUGGACUGUCCGUCUCUGCGGGCCGAGAUGCUCAAGACCAGAACCAAAGGCUGCGAGAUGGCGAGGGCGGCUCAUCACAGCCUCUCCUUGAUAUCUGGUUCUGGGCCGGAGGAUGGGGAGAUCCACCCUGAGAUCUGUCGGCUCUUCAUCCAGCUGCAGUGCUGCCUGGAGAUGUACAUCACAGAGAUGCUCAAAUCUGUCUGCUUGUUGGGAUCCCUGCAGCUCCACAGGAAAGGUAAGGAGUCCUGCGGCCUUCCAGGGGUCGACAGUAAGAUCGAGGAGAGCUCAGACAUCCCCAUACUGGAGGACACGUCUUCCUCCCCCACGGACUGUCCUCAGCUCUACUGGCUGGUGGCUAACGACAUAGAAAACAUAGAAAGGGACAUGAGGGAGAUGAAGAACCUCCUCAGUAAACUCAGGGAGACAAUGCCUUUACCACUGAAGAACCAAGAUGACAGCAGUUUGCUGAACCUGACUCCCUACCCACUGGUCCGACAGAGGAAGAGGAGGUUCUUUGGGCUCUGUUGCCUGGUAACCAGCUAA